GCCCGGGGUGGGAGGGAGGGGUCUCUCCCCACUUCCCCUUCUCCGCCAUCUUGAGUGUGGCGCCAAAUGACACAAGAAGACCGCCACCACCCCCAGCAGCAGCGCAGAGCGCCACACUUCCGGUAAGCACACCGGAAGUAGCGACUAAACCCGGAAGUGCCGUGCCAGCGGGGCAGCGUCGCUAUAGGAACCGGACCCCCUUUUUACCACCUCCCCCCAAAAAAAAUGGGGCUCUGUAAGUGCCCCAAACGCAAAGUGACGAAUCUCUUCUGCUUUGAGCAUCGCGUUAACGUCUGCGAGAGCUGCCUCGUUUCUGGCCAUCAAAAGUGCAUCGUUCAGUCGUACCUCCAAUGGCUCCAAGACAGCGACUACAGCCCCGACUGCCCCCUGUGCCGCUGCCCUUUGGCCGCUCGCGACACCGUCCGCCUCGUCUGCUACGAUGUUUUCCACUGGUCGUGCCUGUCGGGACGGGCGCGGGCGCUGCCCCCCCGCACGGCGCCCGGCGGCCAUCGCUGCCCCACAUGUGGGGGGCCGCUCUUCCCGCCCCCCAACUUGGAGGGACCCGUGGCUACCGCCCUGCGAGCCCGACUAGCCACGGCCACCUGGGCCCGGCCCGGCCUGGGGCUGCCGCUGAUUGAGGACUCGGAGGCGACGUCGGAACCGGAGACCCCCGAUGGCAUCUGGGACGGCUUCGGGGCGCCGGAGCCGCCCCCCCCACCGCCCCCUCUGCCCCAUAGCGUCGUCCACAUGGGGGGAGAGACCCCCCCCACACACACGGGCUCUGCCCCACGGAAACCACUUGUGGGGCGCGAGAGUCGAGCGCUUCCCGACCGCGAUGAGGACAAAUAUCGGCGGCGGCUGCCCCACAAGUGGCUGCCCCACAAGUGGCUGCCCCACAGCCUGCGGUGCCGCCGCCCCCCCCCCCGCCCGGCGCUUCUCUUUGGGGCUGUAAUGGCGCUUCUGCUGCUGUUGCUGCUCGGAGGAGGGGGGGGGCUCACCCGGGGGGGCUCCGAUCCGGCUUUGGAUCCUCUCAACAACCCCCACAUCCGAGUUGGGCCCUGAACGGAACCCCCC
This is a messenger RNA of Cuculus canorus (common cuckoo), 1074 nucleotides long. Its product is annotated as zinc finger protein-like 1. The coding region runs from base 226 to 1062 and encodes 278 amino acids. The transcript is spliced from 8 exons. NCBI's taxonomy places the organism in Eukaryota, Metazoa, Chordata, Aves, Cuculiformes, Cuculidae. The record is from RefSeq and is a predicted model, not a curated record. Gene Ontology annotation, cellular component: Golgi apparatus.